Molecule: messenger RNA, 904 nt
Organism: Priapulus caudatus
Lineage: Eukaryota; Metazoa; Priapulida; Priapulimorpha; Priapulimorphida; Priapulidae
Product: laminin subunit alpha-2-like
Source: RefSeq, a predicted model, not a curated record
GUUGAUAAGUCUAGACAAACCAACCAGCUUUAAUAGUGUUGAGCUCGGUCGCUGCUCGCUGCCGCACAAGCUACCGCCGACGAUUCCGCCACCGCCCCCCAUCAGCUUCCCUCCCUGGCAGCUGCCUCGUCUGCUGGACACCUCCACAGUAGCUACAGUGUAUGAGACGACAGAUGCCACGGACAUGACAGAGGAAGCUGACGGCGUGUCACAAGAGAUGUUCAGCAACGAGGCAACGACUGAGAUGCCUGAGUCGGUGGAUUCCUGCACGCCGCCGGGCAGGUAUGAGAAAGAGGAGCACGCUGUCAAGUUUGGUGACCAGCAACAUAGCUUCUCCAUCAUCCACGUCGUGAAGAGAGACAUCCAGCAAAACUUCAUCAUGCGCUUCCACUUCCGAACGUACGAGCCGAACGGCAUGCUGGUCUACAUCGGUAACCAUGGCGACACGCAGCACGUCGCGGGCCAGCUUGCCGAGGGCAGGUUCGUGCUGUCGCUCAACUACAACAAUGUACAGGAGCUGAAGUCAGGCACGGGCGGACUCAACGACGGGCAGUGGCACAACGUGACAAUCCACAAACGGAAGUCAAAGCUGAAGAUGUCAGUGGAUGAGAGAGGAGAGCAGGCGAGCAAGGUGAAGCGGAAGCUGAAUGUGAAGCCUAUGAUCUACGUCGGAGGCCUGCCGGCAAACAUCACCAAUACUGUCGGAGUGGUUAAGCAGGGCUUCCAGGGCUGUGUUAAGAACUUCCGCUUUAACUCGGAUCCGAUCAACCUUGCUGGUGUGAACACGACGAGUCAGGGUGUCACGCACUGCUACACCAACGUCGAGACAGGCGCAUACUUUGCCGGCGACGCCUACGCCAUCUACGAGGCAGCAUUUAAGACGGCAUGGCCGUCGAUGACAUAG